UCAAAAUAUCAGGUUACGCAUGGGCUCUGUGCAGUUAGCAGGCUACACGGUGGAGCGCAGCAAUGAGCACAAUAGUUUCUAAAGAGUGCAGGAUGAGUAAUGGGGUGAAUGGUCAUCACAACAGUUCGGAGGGUGAGCUGUUCCUCUCCGAGGCUUUCAAAGUGAUCUUGGAGGAGGCGGUCCACAAGGCCACAGAUGUGAAGGAGAAGGUGUGUGAAUGGAAGGAUCCAGAGGAGCUGAGGGUUCUGAUGGACCUGGAGUUGGGAGACCAUGGAGAAUCUCACCAGCAGCUGCUGCAGAGAGUCCGCGAUAUCGCCAGAUACAGUGUCAAAACAAAUCACCCUCGCUUCUUCAAUCAGCUGUUUGCUGGAGUGGAUUACCACUCCCUGACCGGGCGUUUCCUUACGGAGGCACUCAACACCAGCCAGUACACCUACGAAGUGGCUCCAGUGUUUGUGCUAAUGGAGGAUGUGGUUCUACGCAAACUACGCUCUUUGGUGGGCUGGUCAGAGGGGGAUGGAAUCUUCUGCCCUGGAGGCUCUGUGUCUAACAUGUAUGCCAUGAAUGUGGCCCGCUACUGGGCUUUCCCGCAAGUCAAAACACAGGGCCUGUGGACUGUCCCACGCCUGGCUGUGUUUACUUCACAGGAGAGUCACUACUCGAUGAAAAAGUCUGCUGCGUUCCUUGGCAUUGGGACGGAGAACGUUUACCACGUGAAAGUGGAUGAAAGUGGCAGAAUGAUCCCAGAGGACCUUGAAGCUAAAAUUGUUCAUGCCAAAUCACAAGGUGCGGUGCCAUUCUUUGUCAAUGCCACAGCUGGUACCACUGUGCAGGGUGCCUUUGACCCCCUGGACCGCAUAGCUGACAUCAGCGAGAGGAAUGGCAUAUGGAUGCAUGUGGAUGCCGCUUGGGGAGGAAGCGUUGUGUUUUCCAAGAAACACAAACAUCUGAUUGCAGGAAUGGAAAGGGCAAACUCUUGCACCUGGAAUCCACAUAAAAUGCUGAUGGCUGGACUUCAGUGCUCUGUUUUUCUGAUGAGAGACACAACGAACCUGCUGAUGCACUGUCACUGUGCCAAUGCUACAUACUUGUUCCAGCAAGACAAGUUCUAUGACAUGAGCCUGGACACUGGGGACAAGUCCAUCCAGUGUGGGCGCAAAGUGGACUGUCUGAAACUGUGGCUCAUGUGGAAGGCAAUAGGUGCUCAGGGCCUAGCCAACCGUGUUGACAUUGCUUUUGCCAGCACAAGGUAUUUUGUUGAGGAGCUGAAGAAAAGAGAAGGGUUUCAGGUUGUCUCUGAGCCUCAGUUCGUGAAUGUAUGCUUUUGGUUUAUACCACCCAGCCUGAGAGGGAAGGAAAACAGUCCUGACUACCAGGAGAAACUGGCAAAGGUGGCACCAGUUAUCAAGGAACGCAUGGUGAAGAAGGGCUCAAUGAUGGUGGGUUAUCAGCCUCUGGACGGUCGGGUUAACUUUUUCCGCAUGGUCAUUCUUUCACCCCAGCUGAACCACAGUGACUUGGAUUUCUUUCUCGAUGAAGUAGAGAGGCUCGGCAAUGACCUGUAACUGAGCUGGGCCGUGGGUGAUACUGGUCAUUCAUUCUUCAACAUCCUUUAAUUCUGCGCUAUAUAUGUAUGUCAUGUAGUAGAUUUAUGCGUGUUACUCCUUGGUGGAACGAAAGCUUGGACCCACACUGUCCUUCUGUUGAUAAGAUCAGGCACCACUUAGUAAUAACUACUAAGUGAAGGCUGUGAUGCUACAGAAGGAAGCUGGUGCUACUUGUGCUCACUGAUCCACCCUGUGUUCAGCUUUUUUUUUCUGUGCCAGUAUUUUCCAAUCUGUGUCUCUAUCUUUUGAAUCUGUACUAUUUUCCUGUCCUGCUCUGUACAUUAAUUUUUUUAUUGUUUUUUUUUUUUUUUUUAGCCAGCUCUGUUUCUACCAUAUUCUGGUUCAAUCUACAUUAUGUGAUGUGUAGGUUUAGACUAGACUUGUUUUUUAGACUUAUAUCAAUCAUUCUUUAAUGUUUCCUUUUUUCCAUCCACACUCUUUUUGCUCUUCUUUUUGCUCUUCCAUCCAUACUCUACGCAUUUUAUUCUAUUUCAUCCAUCCAUUACUAUAGGUCUUAUGAAAAAUAAAAUGUAGCAUCAGAUAAGUUUAUAGAAACUUUGUAAGACUUUGCUCCAGAAAGAUAAAGUGGAGCUUUACUUUGUCAUUAGAGCUUUGUUUGGUCAGGAAAACUAAAGUUGUGCUUGAUCGUGCUAGCGUUGCACUGGUCAGUCUUAAUGAAGACGGAUUCUUUAGUACUAGAGUAGAGAAUUAGACAAGGCCCUGAACUGAUCACUUCUGCUAGGCCUCAACAAAAAUGGGUUCUAGCUACUAGAACUUUAGACCCACUAUAAAGUGUUACAUACGUCCAAGAUGGUGCCUUAUAAACAUUAGGUUUUGAUAUGUAAAAGCGCAUACUUGAUAACUGAGUCCUUCCAUUUUUUACUUACUUUCUUUACUGUCCUCCAGGCUACUUUUAUUCUUACAGUAAUCACAGCAAUAUUUGUGCUAGUGAGAAACACAGGGGGCAUAAAAUGCUACUGAUCUAAUUGUUUAGGCUGAGACAUCAUGCCUGUGAACAAGACAAUUUGUUACUUUUAAUUUUUUAAUACACUGUAAUUACAAUGUCAACAUGUCGUACUGUCAAUAAAAUAAUUUGUAAAUCA
Pygocentrus nattereri (red-bellied piranha) is the source of this 2710-nucleotide messenger RNA. RefSeq names its product cysteine sulfinic acid decarboxylase (gene csad). The transcript is spliced from 14 exons. The record is from RefSeq and is a predicted model, not a curated record. Gene Ontology annotation, biological process: carboxylic acid metabolic process. Gene Ontology annotation, cellular component: cytoplasm. Lineage: Eukaryota; Metazoa; Chordata; Actinopteri; Characiformes; Serrasalmidae. Gene Ontology annotation, molecular function: pyridoxal phosphate binding; sulfinoalanine decarboxylase activity. Bases 63 to 1565 code for a protein of 500 amino acids.